AACACGUCCUCUGCCAACCCCCCCAUGAAGAACUUUAAAGGGAGUGGCUCUCCUUGCGCUGGCUGCACUGUUUCUCCAGACACCUCCGCGUGUUGGUCACUCCGCUCCAGGCAAACAUGACACCAGAGUUUUCCAAGAACGCAGUGGAGAGCCCGGAGCCAUGCAAGGCAGAUGUAAAAGGGAAUAUUCCCGGCUGGCUGCAAGGCACGCUCCUGCGCAACGGCCCCGGCAUCUUCUCCGUGGGUGACACCAGCUACGACCACUGGUUUGAUGGGAUGGCCCUCAUGAACAGCUUCGCCUUUAAAGAUGGUGAAAUGACCUACAGAAGCAGAUUCCUCAAGAGUGACACCUACAAGUCUAACAUGGCUGCAAACAGGAUAGUUGUAUCUGAAAUGGGCACAAUGGCCUACCCAGACCCCAGAAAGAACUUUAUUGUCAAGGCGAUCACCUUUCUCAACCACACAGUGCCCGACUUCACUGACAACGGUGCAAGCAAUUUUAUUAAAUACGGAAACGACUAUUACGCCACCUCUGAAACCAACUACAUCCGCAAGAUUGAUCCAGUGACGCUGGAAACGCAGGAUAAGGUGGACUACAUGAAGUACCUGCCGGUGAACUUGGCUUCAUCCCAUCCGCACUACGACAAAGAGGGCAACGCCUACAACAUCGGAACUUCAGUAGCGGAGAAGGGCAAGACUAAAUACAUACUGUUCAAAGUCCCUGUUGUUCCAGAGAAAGACAAAGGCAAGAACGCCCCCGCGCUGAAGAAUGUGGAGGUGAUCUGCACGCUUCCCUGCCGAUCCCUACUCACACCCAGCUACUACCACAGCUUCGGCAUCACGGACAACUAUCUCAUCUUCAUCGAGCAGCCUUUAAAACUGGACAUCCUCAAGAUGGCCACUGCGUACAUGAGGGGAGUCAACUGGGCGAGCUGCCUGAAGUACAGCCCUGAGGAAGAUUGUCUGAUCCACCUGAUAGACAGAAAGACCGGCAAAGAAGUCGAGACAAAGUACUUCACCGAAUCAAUGAUCGUCUACCAUCAUGUGAACGCUUUUGAGGAAGACGGUCAUGUGAUCUUCGAUGUCAUCGCCUACAAAGACAACAGCCUUUAUGACAUGUUCUACUUUAGCAAACUGAAGGAAAAAGCCGGGUCUCACGAUGAAAGCUACUCCAAGCCAAGCUACAAACGAUUUGCACUUCCGGUCCAGCCGGACAAGGGCGUGGCGGUCGGAGAGAACCUGGUGAAACUCAAAUACACAACAGCCAGUGCUGUAAAGGAGAAAGAAGGCAAACUAGUGUGCCAGGCAGAGGUGCUCUAUGAAGGUCUCGACCUACCCAGGAUAAAUUAUGAUGUCAACGGCAAGAGACACCGGUUCAUCUACUGCAGCUGCGUGGAGAACUCUGCACUGGCUAAAGAGAUUGCAAAGUUUGACACAGAAACCAAGGAAAGGAUUUGCUGGAGUGAGGACAACUGCUGGCCGUCAGAGCCUGUCUUCGUCCCCAGACCUAAUGGAGAGUCGGAGGAUGAUGGUGUGGUCUUAUCGGCAAUUAACAACUGCAACCCAGGCCAGUCGAGCUUCAUGCUGAUUCUGGAUGGCAGAACAUUCAAAGAGGUCGCUCGGGCAUAUGUGAAGGCUGAGCUCCCCCAGUCUAUGCAUGGGUUUUUUAUCCCACAAGGAAAUUAGUCAGUUGUGUAUAACUGCCUUUGGAGAACUUCUAAAAAUCGUACUGUAAGGCGCAGGUAUCUAUUGGAACGCACACACUGCUGAACAGUGUUGUAUUUUAGGCAAAAGUGUGGUGAGGAUGUACAUGGCUUCAUGGACUACCUCUGUAAAAUGAUAGGGACCGUAUCGAAACUAAUUUUUAUCGCUUUGUUUAUUAGUAAAGAUGCGAAUUUAUCGAUUUUGUGUGAAUCUAAGUGCCACUUAAAGGUAUACCAUGCAGGAAUUGUCAGUUACUGUUUGUAGACAGUAUCACCAAUCCCAAGCUUUGUCCGCUUGGCGUUUUCACCACGCUACAUUUGUGUUUUUUAUGCGCUUUGUCCGCCAUUUUCACAGCUUCCUCUUGGAUGUGUGCAGUGGAAAAGGAUUAGGGUCACACGUGAAAAAUAUAUUUGAGUCUAAAGUCAGGAUUCUGAGAAUAAACAAAAAGAAAUCAUGGAAAAUAGUGAAGUUUUAUUCUCAGAUUACCAACUUAAAUCUCAGAACUGUGGCUCUAAUCUUCAUCCAUGCUACUACCUGGUCGCUACCUCUUUAAAAUGUGCCAGCCACACCUGCGCGCGAGCAAAAUGAGCAGAAAAUAAGUAAAUUAAGGCAGACAGCAGGGUCUCUGCAGAAAGACACAACGCCACACACUUCUAGUUGGUCAUAAGUGAUGAUUGAGAGGGAUUAAUUUUGUAUGAGUCUAUACAUUGUUUUGUUUUUUAAGGAAAACCCAGCAUAGUAUACCUUUAAGCACGUACAUAUAUUACUGUUAAUGUAUUUCACAUUAUUCUCUUGUAUUGCUGUGACGAUCAAUGCACUUGUGCUCAACCUUUUCAAUAAAAAGACAAAACAACAACAAAAAA
This is a messenger RNA of Epinephelus lanceolatus (giant grouper), 2566 nucleotides long. It is a transcript of the gene bco1, whose product is annotated as beta-carotene oxygenase 1. Gene Ontology annotation, molecular function: carotenoid dioxygenase activity; beta-carotene 15,15'-dioxygenase activity. Lineage: Eukaryota; Metazoa; Chordata; Actinopteri; Perciformes; Serranidae. The record is from RefSeq and is a predicted model, not a curated record. Gene Ontology annotation, biological process: retinal metabolic process; carotene catabolic process.